Messenger RNA from Sphenostylis stenocarpa, 1050 nucleotides. The record is from the annotation of a GenBank genome assembly. Lineage: Eukaryota; Viridiplantae; Streptophyta; Magnoliopsida; Fabales; Fabaceae.
AUGCUUCACAAAUUGAAUGCGCGCAUGGUCGAUGUCGUGGAUAAUUUUGCCUUGGUAAAGUCACAAAGUAUUCAAUCGCGCGUGGUUGUUGUUGGAUAUGAGCAGUGUGGGCGCGGUGGGGGCAGUGAGGAGAAGAAGCAACAGCAGAAUGCAACACCUGUUUCUCAUUCUGAUUCUGAUUCUGUUGGAAUGGGAGUGGCAAAGUCAAAUAUUGGCGAUGACAUUGAUAAGCCUUCCCCACCAUCAGCAGCAGGAGGAGGAGGAGGGUUCGAUAUAUGUCUCCCUAAACAACCUGGAUGCGUGGUUCUGAAACCUCCUUUGCUUGUGAAAAACAGAGAGAGAAGACUGUCUGGUAAUAGCAAUAGUAAUAGUAAUAGUAAGAACAAUAGCAAUGUAUCAUUAUUAAGGCCUGGAAUGGUCCUUCUGAAGGGUUACCUUGCACCGAGCGUUCAGCAGAAGAUAGUGGAAAAGUGCAGGGAGUUGGGGGUGGGCGAAGGAGGAUUCUACCAGCCUGGGUACGAGGAAGGGACCAAAAUGCGUUUGAAGAUGAUGUGCCUCGGAAAAAACUGGGAUCCUCGCACCUCUCAAUACGGAGACCGACGUCCAUUCGACGGAGCCAGACCCCCCGACAUUCCUCCCGAGUUUCAUACAUUGGUCAGCAAUGCACUUCGUGAUUCCAACGCCCACACACCUCAUAAUCCCCUUCCCUCCAUCUCUUCUGACAUCUGUAUUGUCAAUUUUUACUCCCAAACUGGUCGUCUGGGUCUUCAUCAAGACAAGGAUGAAAGUGAAGACUCUCUUCGCCGAGGCUUGCCCGUCGUCUCCUUCUCCAUUGGAGACUCUGCACACUUCCUCUAUGGAGAUCACAGGGACCCCGACACGGCACAAAAACUGCUACUUGAAUCUGGGGAUGUUUUGAUCUUUGGUGGCCCCGCUAGAAAUGUAUUCCAUGGCGUUACUGAUAUUCUUCCAACCUCUGCCCCCAACUUCUUGCUCCAACACACUAAUCUACGCCCUGGUCGCUUGAAUCUCACUUUCAGACAGUACUAA